GCCUUCCGCACCUCCCACACUGUCCAUGGCCUGCGCCUCCCUCCCCUGCUCUCCCAAACCACCUGAAUUUCCACCGCAGAUCACUCGCCUGCCUCCUGCCUCUUCUCCUCCUCCUAACCGUCGCCGUAACAAAUCCCAGCCCGUUCCUUCACACUAGCUAGCUAGCUAGCUAGAAGCUUUGGCAGUUGAGGUAGGUACCACAGGGGUGUGCUGUGCUGCUAGCUGCUGUGUGUGCAUAUAUAUACUUUGGUGAGAUCUGGUGUGCUUGUUGGUAGCGCGAUGAGGUCCAUGGGAAGCCCGGACUCGUCGUCAGGUUCCGCGCCGCCGCGGCAUCAGCAGCCAGCGCCACCGCCGCAGCAGCAAAGGGGCUCCGCGCCGGAGCUCCCUCCGGGGUUCCGGUUCCACCCCACGGACGAGGAGCUUGUCGUCCACUACCUCAAGAAGAAGGCUGCCAAGGUGCCCCUCCCCGUCAGCAUCAUCGCCGAGGUCGACCUCUACAAGUUCGACCCAUGGGAGCUCCCCGAGAAGGCGACGUUCGGCGAGCAGGAGUGGUACUUCUUCAGCCCACGCGACCGCAAGUACCCCAACGGCGCGAGGCCCAACAGGGCGGCCACGUCGGGGUACUGGAAGGCCACCGGCACCGACAAGCCCAUCCUCGCGUCGGGGACCGGCCGGGAGAAGGUCGGCGUCAAGAAGGCGCUCGUCUUCUACCGCGGCAAGCCGCCCAAAGGUCUAAAGACCAACUGGAUCAUGCACGAGUACCGCCUCACCGACGGCUCUAGCUCCACCGCCACCGCCAACCGGCCGCCGCCCGUCACCGGCGGGAGCAGGGCUGCCUCUCUCAGGCUGGACGACUGGGUGCUAUGCCGCAUAUACAAGAAGAUCAACAAGGCCGCGGCCGGGGAUCAUCUGCAGAGGAGCAUGGAGUGCGAAGACUCCGUGGAGGACGCCGUCACCGCGUACACGCCGUAUGCCACGGCGGGCAUGGCCGGCGCAGGCAGCAACUACGGCUCAAUGCUCCAUCAUCACAGCAGCCACGAGGAGAAUAACUUCCUUGACGGACUGCUCACCGCAGAUGACGGCGGCGGCCUCUCUGCGGGCGCGGCCUCGCUGAGCCACCUCGCCGCGGCGGCGAGGGCGAGCCCGGGUACAACCAAGCAGCUCCUCGCUCCGUCGUCUUCGACCCCGUUCAACUGGCUCGACGCGUCCACGGUGGGGAUCCUCCCGCAGGCAAGGAAUUUUCCUGGGUUUAGCAGGAGCAGAAACGUCGGCAGUAUGUCGCUGUCCUCAACGGCCGACAUGGACAACGGCGGCGGCGGCGGCAAUGCGGUAAACACCAUGUCUGCAUUCAUGAGCCCUCUUGCCGUGCAAGACGGGGCCUACCACCAACAGCAUGUCAUCCUCGGCACCUCCCUGCCGCCGGAAGCCAGCGCCGCCGCCGUCUCUGGUUUUCAGAAUCCCGUUCAAAUAUCCGGCGUGAAUUGGAAUCACUGAACAAUCGACACCGACACCAGUCCACAGAUGUGCAUGCACGCAUGCAUAACUUUCACAAGUCGUACAUUGCUAGCCAGCCAAUAGCUGUUGUUGCAGUUAGUGGUAGUCGCAUUCAGUGAGCACUGAGUAGCAAGCAUGCAUAUCACCAUUGCAUGCAUAUAUAUGGCCGCAUUGCACCACCGGGCAUUCACGUACUUGUACGAACUUGCUAGCCAUACCUAGCUAUGAGGUACACAAAACGUAGUCAGAAUUAUGCUUAUGCGUAUAGAUUGUAGCGCAUGUAGUAAGUAUAUGCAGUUUAAGUUCUCAUUCAAAGUUAAUUUUUGGAGGGGACUACUUCGAUCGCAUUUAGCCUUAACAUGUAGGCAUGUAAGUAAAUACUAAAUAGGGCACAGUACAUGGUAGUUGCAUGCAUGCAUGAACUUAUAUUUGCUUAAUCCACAUGCAUGUACAUUGUGUAGUUAACUCGGUAGAUGUAUCUCAUCAUCUUUUUUGUAUUUGCACUAAAGAUUUGUAAUUUGUAAACUAGGAUUAAUUACUACAGCUAGUAGUACAUGUAUGAAAGGAAAUUACCCAUCAACCUUCAUAUAUAUAUUGAAAUCUAUUUAUAAAUAAGAGUCAUAAGCUUAUUGUUCUACUUGGUAUUAUAUUUCAAAUAGAAUUUAUCCAGAAUUUAUUCAAUUGACUAAUAACCCACAAGGCCCAAGGGUUUAACUACUUUUCAUUUCGAAAAAAGGACCCACAAAGACCGAGGGUUUAUCUAUAUCGCCUCCCUAUUCAUUAAUUAUAGAUGACCAACACCUAUAAGUUAUGAGCCACCUCUCCGUCACCCUCUACUUCCUAUCUUGCCAACAACAUGGGUCGUCCAGAGUGUCCCGACGUAUUUGCCACCUGGCAUCAUCUUCUAAUCCUCCACAUUUCUAUUGGUUCACGGGACUUGACGUAUAGUCAUAAGGGGAUCCUGAUGUGAACCUUACUGCAGUAUGAGGAUGCACAAAAAAACUAUCUUCUCUAGAUGCAAUCACUUGGAGACAUUUAAAUAUGAUAUGUUAAA
Lolium perenne is the source of this 2548-nucleotide messenger RNA. RefSeq names its product NAC transcription factor NAM-B2. NCBI's taxonomy places the organism in Eukaryota, Viridiplantae, Streptophyta, Magnoliopsida, Poales, Poaceae. The record is from RefSeq and is a predicted model, not a curated record. Gene Ontology annotation, biological process: regulation of DNA-templated transcription; system development. Gene Ontology annotation, molecular function: DNA binding.